Arachis ipaensis is the source of this 3409-nucleotide messenger RNA. RefSeq lists its product as uncharacterized. The record is from RefSeq and is a predicted model, not a curated record. Lineage: Eukaryota; Viridiplantae; Streptophyta; Magnoliopsida; Fabales; Fabaceae.
CAAAACCAAAAGAGAACACUAGUCACCCACUCCUCUCCUCUCGAGCCUCAGCCUCCACUCUCACCUCUCACGUCUCCAGUCUGACUCACCUCGAGCUUCCGGCGCAACUUCCGUCGAGCCACCGCCGCCGUCACAACUUCCGUUGUGCUAACGUCAGCUAGCUCUAUUCGCUCGCAGCCACGAAGUCAGCCUUCGAAAAUCGCAGCCACCGCAGGGGAGGAGGGAGCCUCUGAUGCGUCGCCGCCGUGCCUCCAUCGCUGCCAAUCCAUCACCGCCGCUGCUAGGGUUUGUUGGAGCUGCGCAAAGCCAUCGUCGUCGCUGUCACGUGAGGAAGGAAGCGAGAGAGACCGAAGCUGCGAGAGAGACCGCCGCUGCUAGGAAAAAAGAACGAACCGCAUCAACAACAAGAAGGAGGAGGAGGAGGAGAAGAAGAAGAAACGGCGUCAUAUAGAUACGUAGAUGUUAUGGCUACAAAGCUAGAGUAUCUGUCUUCCAUUGCAGAGGACGUUCUUAAGAGAUGUGCACAGAAACUGGAAAUUCCAGUAGAGGGAUUGGUGGAAGAAUUUGAAUCAGGAUGGAACCCAGAUGAGGGAGACUACUGCAAAAAAUUAGUGGAAUUUUGCAGUAGCAAGACUCUAUGUCAAAAAAUGUGCCAGGAUAGCAUACAGGAAAAGAUCAACGAUGGCUCAUUUAGCAGGUUGACCUAUGAUAUGAUGCUUGCUUGGGAGAGACCUAGAUACUAUGAUGAAGACGGCACGGAAUCUGUAGCAAAGGAGCACGAAGAAAGGAUAGCUCGAAAAGCCACUCAAGAACAGGAAGAUAUCCCUCUUUUUUAUUCAGACAUCAUGCCUCUACUUGUUACUAAUGAGGCCAGUGUUGGAGAAGAUGCAUUUGUGUGGAUGGGAUCACAAUUUCCUUUAGUAGCAGAUGUUGCAAAUGGAAGGUUUACUUUUGAAACUCUAACAGCACCAACAGGGCUCCGACUACACCAUCCGGCAUACGAUAUAUUCUUAAAAAAUAUGGACAAGUGCAUACAGCAUUUGCAGAAUCAGACAAAGCCAAAUGGUGUGGAACUGGCCGAUGACGAAUACAUAUUACAUGUCGAAGGAACAGCAAGCUCCCAGAGAGUCGUUCGCCACGUUGGGACGACAAGUUGGCCUGGUAGGCUAACUCUGACCAACUAUGCUCUUUACUUCGAGGCCUCGGGAAUAAUAAAUUACGAAGAUGCUAUAAAAAUGGACCUCUCCAAGGAUGUCGAGCAGAGUGUAAAACCAGCUGCCACAGGUCCCUGGGGAGCUCAACUUUUUGACAAGGCCAUAAUCUAUGAAUCAUCUGAUUUAUCAGAGGAGAUUGUACUAGAGUUUCCAGAACUCACAAGUUCCACGAGGCGCGAACAUUGGCUAGCACUGAUAAGGGAAAUAAUGUUUCUCCACCAGUUUUUAUCGAAGUACAAUAUCAAUGGUCCAAUCCAAGCAUGGGAGAUUCAUGCAAGGACAAUAUUGGGAAUCAUAAGGCUUCAUGCAGCCAGAGAAAUGCUAAGAAUAUCACCACCUGUCCCAACGAAGUUCCUAAUAUUCUCCUUAUACCACGAGCUGCCAAAGGGAGAUUAUGUUCUCGAAGAAUUCGCGGAUAGCCUCAAGAAGGUCAAUAGCGGACACUCAUGUAGCGCAAGCUCAAUCCUUAGAAUUAUGAACAUGUAUAGGUCCAUACCUUCUGAUGAAAUAGUAGAGAAGCCAAGUCAAGAAGUUGAAAGUAGCGCCAGUGCUUUAGAAGAUAGUCCUUCCUUGAAGACAGCUAUCAAACAAUCAAGGGAGGAAGAAAAUGAAGUUCUCAUCGCGAAAGCUAUGACUGAAGAAUUAAAGGAUGAUGGUGUCAUCGACAGCGUUAUGGUUCUUACAGAACUAUUAAAACCACUCAAACAUGUAGUCCCAUGGGUUCAAGGAAUCUUCGCUUGGGAAAGGCCAAUAAAUACUGUUGCUGUUCUUGUUCUAUCUCUCAUAAUCACUUAUAUACCUUGCAGGGAGUGGGUUGGUAAGGCAAUCGCGUGUUUCUUGAUAUGGGUGAUAGUAAAGAUGUUUUGUUCGGAUUCGAUGCCUUCUUCCGAACUCAUGGGCUACAUAUCAAACCCACUGGUCUGAGUUACAAAGGGCAGUUUUUGCCUUUUACAGGGAUACAAAGUAUCCUUGAAAUUCAAGAAGCUCCAGAAGAAUAUAAGGAGAUCCAACAGUUACUCCUCAGUGCUUGCUGUGAUAGUCAUGAUCAAUUCAACCACCCUGCUCCUUUAUGGAAAAAUCCAGAAUUUUAUGUUCGACUCCCCUUCAAAAAGAAUGAAGACAUCAACCCUACAAAGGCCACUCAUUCAGGCAUGUCAAGCAUUCUAUGUUGAAAAAAGAGUCGAGCAAAAUAGAGGAAAAAAGAGGCUUGUCAUUGAUUAUAAGCCACUUAAUGUCUUCUUACAAGACGACAAGUUUCCUCUACCAAGAAUCUCAGUUAUUACACAGAGAUUAAGUGGAGCAAAAAUAUUCAGCAAGUUUGACUUGAAAACUGGAUUUUGGCAAAUUGGGCUCCAUCCUGAAGAUAGGUAUAAAACAGCGUUCUGUAUACCUGAAGCCCAAUACCAAUGGACGGUAAUGCCAUUUGGACUCAAAGUAGCCCCCUCUCUCUUCCAAAAAAGCAAUGACCAAAAUCUUUGAGCCCAUACUACAUUCCACACUAAUCUACAUUAAUGACAUCUUACUGUUUUCAAAAGACAGUGAAGCCCAUAAGGCACUUCUGGCCCAAUUCACUCAGAUCAUCAAAGACCAGGGAAUCAUGCUAUCAGCAAAAAAGAGCUCUAUUGCUAAGAUAAAAAUUGAAUUCCUUGGGAUGAUUUUCGAAAAUGGAUUUUUCCAACCAGGGGAUCACCUCGCCAAAGAGUUAAUCCAUUUUCCUGAUGAAAACUUGACAGUCAAACAAGUCCAACAAUUCUUGGGAAUCGUCAACUACAUCAGAGACUUUAUCCUAGAUGUGAUCAGACACACCAGCCAGCUGUCAAAACUCCUAAAAAAGAAGCUCCCACCAUGGGGACCUGAGCAAUUCACAGCUGUCAAAAUCCUGAAGAAGAUAGCACAAGACCCCACCUUUAAAGAUUCCCAGCACAGGAAAAAGAAUAUUGCAAACAGAUGUUACUGAUGAAUUCUGGGGAGUUGUGCUACUUGAAGAGAUUGAUGGGACGAGACACUAUUGCGCGCAUGCUAGUGGACAGUUCAAAGAAUCUGAAAAACAUUACCAUGCCACUUACAAAGAGAUUCUUGCUGUUAAAAGGGGAAUAGAGAAAUUCAAUUUCCAUCUCAGUGCUUAUCAUUUCACUGUAGAAAUGGAUAACACAUCUUUCCCAUUAAUGUUAGAAAUCAAGAAAAAAAUUCUGCCA